AUGUUCCCCCUCCUCCCCAUAAUUUCGGAUGACCUUGCCAGUCUGGACCCUAGAGUUGCUCUUCGUUAUCAGAAUACCUUUAUGAAGAAUGCCUUAAUUCGUGGCCUGAACGAUAUCUAUCUCGCAGCAUCGACGAUAAAUGAUGGCGAACAUCCCAAUUUCCGGGAAUUCAUGGAAUAUGCCCAGAUGGUCUGUGAAAUGAUAAAGCUACACCUCCGAGGAGACGACGUUUUUUUUACAACGCCCAACUCUGAUGGGCAGAGUUUGACAGACAUUCUCGGAGAAGAUUGUACCCUUCCUAGCACGAUCGCACUUCAAAUCUCGUCUUUGGAUGAGAUGAUCCACAGCUGGAAUAAGUGUCCCAGCUCAUAUACUCCGUCCGAGCUUGUAGAUUUCCUGCAGAAUAUCGAAGAACCGAUCGUAACAGGAAUGCGGAAACAGGUAACAUCCAGCUCACAAAACAGGGAACCAUUCUUCUCACCCAGUGGACAGGUAGAAAGCAUCCAAGGGGAAUAUUUAAUUGGAGCCUACUCCGAAGCUCAGAUGCGGGCAAUGAUUGAAGGAAACGUGCUCUGGCUGGCAGCACAAAGCGACAUAUCCAUCUUGUUACCCUUCUGUAUGUCGCACCAUGACAAGAAGAGUUCAAAGUAUUGGCCAACGAUACCGGCGGAAGGAUUGGCAGCACUUCCAGAGCUUGUGAAAGCACACCCAUCAAGGUGGAUAUUUGCUCCGUUCGAUCCGAUUACUGGGGAGGACAAUAUAUUGACAUUGUAG
Laccaria bicolor S238N-H82 is the source of this 774-nucleotide messenger RNA. RefSeq lists its product as uncharacterized. The record is from RefSeq and is a predicted model, not a curated record. NCBI's taxonomy places the organism in Eukaryota, Fungi, Basidiomycota, Agaricomycetes, Agaricales, Hydnangiaceae. Bases 1 to 774 code for a protein of 257 amino acids. The transcript has 8 exons.